Heterostelium album PN500 is the source of this 255-nucleotide messenger RNA. RefSeq lists its product as uncharacterized. The record is from RefSeq and is a predicted model, not a curated record. Lineage: Eukaryota; Evosea; Eumycetozoa; Acytosteliales; Acytosteliaceae. Gene Ontology annotation, cellular component: ribosome. The coding region runs from base 1 to 255 and encodes 84 amino acids. Gene Ontology annotation, biological process: translation. The transcript is spliced from 2 exons. Gene Ontology annotation, molecular function: structural constituent of ribosome.
AUGGUAUACUCACCUAAAGAGCUCGCAAUGAGAAUAUUGAAGGUUGGAGCCAGAAAAGUCUGGUUAGAUCCAACAAAGAUGGAAGCAAUUCAACAAACAAAAACAAGAGAAGGUAUCAGAGAAUUAAUUGCACAAGGAGCUAUUAAAAGAAAGUUUACAUUAAGAGGAAGUUAUAAGUCAGCAAAAGGACCUUUCUUGUUUCCAAAAGAAGAUCUUACUUUAAUAAAGCAACCAUCCGAACCAUUAUCACAAUAA